GAGAACGACUUGUGGCAGUUUGAGAAGGAAAUUGCCGAGUAUUGGGACCGGGCCAAGCAGUUGACGAGGACGUCAACUUCUCAAGUGGGGGAGGUCUGUUAGCCCCCUAAAAAUUUUUCUCGCUAGCACACGCCUUGGUGGCCAAUGCCGGGCGUGCAAGCGGGUGGAUGUGAGUUCCUGCCCAAGGCACUUGAGUUAGUGCAACGGCCCUUAUGUAGGAAUGUGGGAUAAUCAUGCGAGACGGUUAAGUGGGAACCCGAGCUGAGAUAAACAAUAUUGCCGCACGGCCCCGGGUGCAAUCCAGAGGCAAGGUUUGCCAGAAGGAGCUGGGAGCUUCUAGAACCGUGGGACCCGUUUCGUACACUGUGGACAAAUGCAUAUCGGCCAAGUUGUAGGCUUGCAUGUUGAAGUUGCUGCCAAGAUGUACCAUUGCAUGUUGUAACCUUGUAGCCCAAUGCAUGUUAGGCAUUUGGUGUAAUGCUUGUAAGGGUAUUCCCUCCCCAUUCUUGUAUAUAUAGGGGGCCUUGGCUCAUUUGAAGGUAUAGAGAGUUGAGUUGUAAGCCUUCUUGAGUUAGAGAGCCUUUCCUUGUGUUUUGAGUAAUAAUACAAGGUUGAGCCGGUUUUCAGCUUGUACUUCUUGAGUCCCUUUUAUUUCCGUUUCUACUUUGUCCCUUGUUUUCUCGGUUAAGUCCCUUGUUUUCUCGGGAAGCCGGGCUGUCCCGAGUGUACCGGGUUUCUUCGGUCCCGUUCUGUUUGCCGGUUAACGUUUCCCUGCAUUUCUCGGUAAGGUGAGUGCUUACCCGAGUCUUCCUGCAUUUCUCGGUUAGCUUGAGUGCUUGUGCCGGGGCUUUGCUGCAUUUCUCGGUAAGGCCGGUUGCCUGCCCUGAGUUUUGCUACGUUUCUCGGUCAAGUUGGCUGCUUGUUCCGGGUACUCUGAUUGCCGGAUCUUGUUGAGUGCUUUUCCCGGGUUGAGGCGUGUAGUUGUCCCGGGCUUCUUGUGCAGAGAAAGAGGACCGGUGAUAAUUCUGAUAUCAGAACAAAAAUAAUAAAUAAUUUUUUCUUUUUCUUGAAGAGAAGAUUAAAGUUUACAUUAUACAAGGUUUACAUUCUUCCAUAAUAUCAUCACUAUCAUAACUUCUACAUUAGCUUUGAAUCUACAAAACUCUUAAUUUAGACUAAAUAACGAACAACAACUAUUUGCUAUCUUCGCGAUCAACCCGCUUGCUACCAUGCUCGCCUAUUAACCUGAAACAUGAAAGGUAAAACAUAAAGGAUGAGCUAGCGCUCAGUGAGAUUUUCUCAAUUCUAUUCUACUAAUAUAUACACAUACAAUUCACGCACAUUCCAAUAUUAAAAAAAGUUUUCAAAAUAAACAUUCAAAACAGCAUUCCAUAUUUAAACAAAACCUUACUAUCAUAAGGGAUUCAAUCAAGUUAUGCACACUUUUUCAGAUUAGGCUAAAAAUGUCAUUAAUCAUUACUAGCCUUGCUACUUGCCAAAAAGUUAGGUAAAGGAUUAACAGUUUAACUCCUUUUCACUACUUUUCUCAUUUUAACCCCCCAAAACAUUUCACCCUUACCAACCACCCAUCUUUUCUGAUUUGUACAUUAACUUCUAUUUUUCUUUUUCCUUUUUUUUUCCCCUCCGAUUCAUUCAACCACCUCCAGCCACCGGCUGUCCCCACUUGGACCUCCCCACCAAAAACCUCCUUAUAAAACCCCCUUCUCAUUUCUCCUCCGGUCUCUUCAGGUACCACCCAUUUCCCUAUAAUAAAGGUACCACCUAACUCAUUCACACGCUCACAAAAUCUGCACGGAAACACACGCGCCGCCGCCGCUUCUUCUUUCAUCAUUUUUGUCAUCAAUGGCGUUAACAAACUCCCAUAGUUCCCUUCUGCCUAACAAGGCACUUGUUCCCCAUUCCCAGCCUCUCUUGCCCAAGGCUCCUAAUUUUUUCUCCACCCCUUUAAAGCCCGCCGUCAGAUUCAUUGAGCCAAUCUCAGCCGUCCAUGCAGCCGACAAGCCGCAGAAACCGACUCCGCCUUCCGCCACCACUUCCUCCGCCGUCCCGACGGUGUCUAAAUCCGCCGUGAAGACGUCAGAAACCAAAUGGACGCCAGAAAGCUGGAAGACCAAGAAAGCCCUUCAGCUCCCGGAAUACCCGGAUCAAGCGGAGCUCGAAUCGGUGCUCAGGACUCUGGACGCUUUCCCGCCGAUUGUGUUCGCCGGAGAGGCCCGGAGCCUUGAGGAGAAGCUCGCCGAGGCGGCAAUGGGGAAUGCGUUUUUGCUCCAAGGAGGGGAUUGUGCGGAGAGCUUUAAAGAGUUCAAUGCUAAUAACAUCAGGGACACUUUCAGGAUUCUUCUUCAAAUGGGUGCUGUUUUGAUGUUUGGCGGCCAAAUGCCCGUCAUAAAGGUAGGAAGGAUGGCUGGUCAGUUUGCAAAGCCAAGAUCAGAACCAUUUGAGGAGAAGGACGGUGUCAAAUUGCCAAGUUACAGGGGUGACAAUGUGAACGGAGAUGCAUUUGACCUAAAGUCAAGAACUCCUGACCCUCAGAGAUUGAUUCGGGCUUACUGCCAAGCUGCAGCUACUUUGAAUCUCCUGAGGGCAUUUGCCACUGGUGGUUAUGCUGCUAUGCAAAGGGUUACACAAUGGAACCUGGAUUUCACGGAGCACAGUGAGCAGGGUGAUAGAUACCGUGAACUAGCUCACCGGGUGGAUGAGGCUCUUGGAUUUAUGGCUGCUGCUGGACUCACCAUGGACCACCCCAUCAUGACAACAACCGAUUUUUGGACAUCUCAUGAGUGCUUGCACCUUCCAUAUGAACAGUCACUAACUAGAUUGGACUCAACAUCUGGUCUGUACUAUGAUUGUUCGGCUCAUUUUCUUUGGGUCGGGGAGCGCACCAGGCAGUUGGAUGGAGCUCAUGUUGAGUUCUUGAGAGGUGUUGCUAACCCCCUCGGAAUUAAGGUAAGCGACAAGAUGGAUCCGAAUGAGCUAGUCAAACUCAUUGAGAUCUUGAAUCCUCAAAACAAAGCAGGAAGAAUCACAAUUAUCACCAGAAUGGGAGCAGAGAACAUGAGGGUGAAGCUUCCUCACUUAAUCAGGGCAGUCAGGAGGGCAGGUCAAGUUGUUACCUGGGUUAGUGAUCCUAUGCAUGGAAACACUAUCAAAGCACCUUGUGGUCUAAAAACUAGACCUUUUGAUGCUAUCAGGGUAAGUUGAUCCUAUUCAUCUUAUCUUACGACUUACGGUGUCCUAUAAAGUAAAUGAAAUGAAAAUGUGGAUUAGUUAAUAAAUUAAGAGUGCUGAAUUGAAGCUAGUAGAUAUUAAUUCCCAUGAAGGAUCAAUGAAGUUAGGUAUAAUGAUGGAAUGCAAAGAAGUUUCUGCUAGAACUUACAAUAAUUUUGUGAAAUGGAUUUGUUUUUAAAGUCAAACCAAAUUCUGUUUUGGGACAUUAAAGGGCCUUUCAAUGUUUGCCUUCAUCUUGCUUCCCUCCUUCCAAUUUCAAUUCAAUCUUGUAAGAACCAUGUUGCCCUGAGCUGGUUUAAGUGAACUGAUAGAUGUUGUUACCAUACGUUCUUUUUGUCACUGAUUGGGCUGUGAUCAGGAAAUCAUGUCAUCCUUGCAAUUAUAUCACACUGGACCAGUAUUAAUUAUUGUCCUUUUUUGAAGGGUCAUUUUUUCCCUGGACCAGUAGAUUCACAUGGUUGAUUAAGUUGUACCAAUCCUUUGGUAGUUGUACUUGUUCUGCCAAAUUGAAUUUUUGAAUCUGGUUAAUACCAGUUAGGUUGAUCAUUUAGACUUGGAACAAGAAUCUAAUGGCAUGUAGUUACUUGAUUUUUAAGUUACCAAGAACAUCAAUGUAGUGGAAACAUUCAAACAAUCUUCAUCCUGGAUCCCGGGAUUUGGUAUGGAAUUUAAUCGUUGCCCGUCAUUAUCAGUAAGUUGGUUUGGGGCCAUAAGACUCUUUGUUGCUUGAGAAUAUCCUCUUUAGUGCUCUUUUAUGCUGUAUGGAAACAAAGGGAAAACUUAUUUGUCGUCUUUUUUGUCAUCUAUUUAUGGAGUAGAAAUGGCUUUGUAUUCCAUCAAUUUGGGAUUUGUUCCUGAAAAAUUCAACUUGUCUGCAACAGGCAGAAGUGAGAGCAUUCUUCGAUGUCCAUGAGCAAGAAGGCAGCCACCCAGGUGGAGUACAUUUGGAAAUGACUGGUCAGAAUGUGACCGAAUGCAUUGGUGGAUCACGUACCGUUACCUUCGAUGACCUGAGCUCACGCUACCACACGCACUGUGACCCAAGGCUGAAUGCUUCACAAUCACUUGAACUUGCAUUCAUCAUUGCAGAGCGCUUGAGAAAGAGGCGGCUUGGAACUCCAAAGGCUCUAGCGUUGUAAUAUGGUUAAUUAUUUUGAGGUCAUCCUUUUGUUCUUGAAAAAUGUUGUAUCAAUGUAUUUUAAGUAUUUGUUUCUUUCCUUGAAAACCAAAAAGGGUAAGUAUUGUACUGUGUUCAUACUUGAAGAGGUAGAUGGUUUGAGGUUUUGAUGAUGAUGAAGAAAAUUUCAAUAAAGCAAGAAGCUUUUAUCCCUACUAUUCAUUUUGGUAGCCUUAACUUGUAUUGUGCCACUGCAUUCAAUUCUCCUUUUCCGAAGACUAUCAAACAAUACAAAGA
Molecule: messenger RNA, 4663 nt
Organism: Oldenlandia corymbosa var. corymbosa
Lineage: Eukaryota; Viridiplantae; Streptophyta; Magnoliopsida; Gentianales; Rubiaceae
Source: the annotation of a GenBank genome assembly